UUUCAGGUGACAGGGGGCAUUGUAACUGGGGUGCAUAAGUCCACUCUUUCUAAGCAUCUUUCAAAAGUUAUUGAUGGACUUUAUGAUAAUUGCAGAAAAUUUAUUUUUUUCCCCACAUCACCCAGAGGUUGGCGUGAUGUUAAGAGGGACUUUUUUCUUUUAGGUGGCAUACCCAAUGUCCUUGGGGCCAUUGACUGCACUCAUAUUGCCCUAAGACCCCCUGUGCGCAGGGAGAUAAUAUUUAGAAAUAGGAAACACUUCCACUCCUUAAAUGUGCAGAUUAUAUGUGAUGCAAACAUGCGCAUAUUAAAUGUUGUGGCAGGGUUCCCAGGAAGUAGCCAUGAUGCCUACAUCCUCAGGAAUUCUGGUGUGUGGAGAUUGUUUGAGACAAAUCAAAUGCCUGAAGGACAUCUCCUCGCAGAUUCUGCAUAUCCUCUUAAAAAAUGGAUUUGGACACCAUUGAAAGAGAACCAGGUUGUUGGGCCUGCUGAAUUAAGAUAUAAUGAAGCACAUAUCCGAACACGUGCUAUAAUAGAACGACUGUUUGGUGUUCUAAAAAUGCGCUUUCGCUGCCUGGACAGAUCAGGGGGGGAUCUCCAAUUCAGUCCGGAAAAAGCUAUUAAAAUCAUAGUGGCAUGUUGCUGUCUACACAACAUGGCACAGGAGCAUGGGAUGUUGAACGACUUACUUCCAACACCACAGCCCCCAGGUGAAAUCUUUGAGCCUGAUGUAAUUAAUCAUCCACAACCCCUCAAUGCCCAUUUGGAGAGAUCUGCAACUAUUCAAGAAUUCUUUUCAGAUUGAAGAUUCUCAGAAAUGGAAUACCACUCCCCUCCCUCUCUCCUCAUCCCUAUAUUUACCACAUUUUCCCUAAAUAAAUGUAUACUUUACUCAAA
Messenger RNA from Bombina bombina (fire-bellied toad), 896 nucleotides. Its product is annotated as putative nuclease HARBI1. Lineage: Eukaryota; Metazoa; Chordata; Amphibia; Anura; Bombinatoridae. The coding region runs from base 298 to 804 and encodes 168 amino acids. The transcript has 4 exons. The record is from RefSeq and is a predicted model, not a curated record.